Coniophora puteana RWD-64-598 SS2 is the source of this 504-nucleotide messenger RNA. RefSeq lists its product as uncharacterized. Lineage: Eukaryota; Fungi; Basidiomycota; Agaricomycetes; Boletales; Coniophoraceae. The record is from RefSeq and is a predicted model, not a curated record. The annotation marks the transcript as partial. The transcript has a single exon.
UUCCUCUAUGUGGAUGACAACUUUGGUUCCGAACGCCCGGGGCACGUGUUAUUCUAUGCCCCUUACGGUACCUGGUUGCCUGCCAGUCAGGCCCGUAUUCUCGAACUUUGGGACGAACUGGGCAUUCCGCAUGAAGAAAAGAAGCAGCUCUAUGGCACAUCGCUCCCCAUCAUCGGCUUUCUCGUGGACACCGCCGCAAUGUCCGCUACCAUGACUGCGGAAUCUCGAGACGCCUUAAUCGAGUUUAUUCAUGAGUUCACUUCACGACUUCAUCGCCGUUGUCUGCGCGACUUUCAACGUUUAGCCGGGUACGUCAAUUGGGCACUAAAUGUUUACCCUCUGCUCCGGCCGGGCCUCACCACCGCAUAUGACAAAACUCGAGGGAAACACCAUGCCUUCGCCAAAAUUUGGCUCAACAAGGCGCUCAUCACGGAGCUCAAUUGGCUCGUGACACAUCUAGCUCGAUCACAGGGCGUCUUCUUUUUUCGCUCCAUCUUCUGGGAU